GCGAGCUGUCGGGAAGUCACUGAGCCCCUCUCUGCUGCCGUCUCUCCAGCCCCAAAGCAGCAUGAGCAGCCCCGAGCUAUCUGCUGAGGCUCCUGGCCCCGAUGUCCCCCGCUGGGACUCUCAGCCCACCUACAGCAACCUUGGUGAGGUCAGGGCCCACCUGCUGCCUUCCAAGGCCAGCCGCUGCAGGGCGCCCGGGUCCCUGUCCGCCGAACCCCAACCCUCACCCCCACCCCUGCCCAAGAGGAACCUGGCCAGGACUAGCUCCCUGCCCCUCCAGAGGGCCAGCAGUCCCGGCCCCUCUCCAGCGGGGACGCCUCGGAGGCACUUCCUAAGCUUCAGUAUCGACGAGAGCGGGGCAGGCACCCCUAAAGCAGGCCCAGGGUGCCCCCCCGCAGAGCUGCCCUUCAGGUGGCCUGAGGCCCACCUGGACCUGUCUCUCCCGGACCUGUCCCGUCUGGAGGCCGUGGACGCGGCGCUGAGGGCCCGGCAGCUGGAGGGCCUCCGCACCAUGCACGCCCGGCUCCAGGCCCGGCUCUUGGGGGGCCGCCCUGGCCCCUGCCACCCGGGCCACGGCUUCCGCCUCCUGGACAACUCGCCCUGCGUGGAGAGCGGGGACACCCUCUACUACCGGAUGGUGCGGGUGGCUGAGGAGACCUGGCAUGUCUUGGCCGCCAAGGUGCCCAAACCUGGAACCAAAGAGCCCCACCUGUGGGGCCUGGAGCUGCAGGCCUCUCUGCCCCCACACUUCAACCUCCAGGGGCUGUGUGGCCUGGUGCCCGAGGGCGCGCUCCCCGCGACGCCCUGGAGAGGCCCCGUCAUGCUGGCGGCUGAAGUUCCCGAGCGCUCUGUGGCCCAGUGGCUGGCGGAGGUGCGUGCUCAGCCGCCCUCGGAGUGCGCAAGGGCUGUCGCCCUGAUGCUGCUGCAGCUGAGCGCGGCCCUGGAGCGCCUGGAGCAUGUGGGCGCGGUCCUGACUGAGCUUCGGCUGGAGAACCUUCUGCUGGCAGAGCCGCGGGGCUGCGCGGCCCCCGGGCCCCCGCGCCUGCUGUUCGCUGACUUUGGCCGUGUCUGCCCACGGCCUGCAGGACACCCCAGCACCCACGCGGCGCAGCUGGGCCUUCUGCUCCGGGAGCUGCUCGGCCCCUCCUUGCCGAUGGCCACACCCUUGGCCCGGGGCCUGGAGCGCCUGGCGGCCCAGCUGCUGCGCUGGAGGCCCUCUGCGGCCCAGACCCGCGGCGCACUCCAGACGCUGCUCUGGGGCCCCGGGCCCGAGCUGAACGGUCAGGCAGCGCCACUGGGGUCCUGGCUUCGGGUCAGGCGCGCCCUGUUGGUUCUGCACCUGGCUGAGCAGGCCACGGGUGGGGAGGCCCCUGGCCUGGAAGACUGGCUGUGCUGUGAAUACCUCAUCGAGGCCACGGAGGCCUCGCUGGGGCGCGCCCUGGCCCUGCUGUGGGACUAA
This is a messenger RNA of Condylura cristata (star-nosed mole), 1459 nucleotides long. It is a transcript of the gene PEAK3, whose product is annotated as chromosome unknown open reading frame, human C19orf35. Gene Ontology annotation, molecular function: protein kinase activity. NCBI's taxonomy places the organism in Eukaryota, Metazoa, Chordata, Mammalia, Eulipotyphla, Talpidae. The transcript is spliced from 4 exons. Gene Ontology annotation, biological process: protein phosphorylation. Gene Ontology annotation, cellular component: actin cytoskeleton; focal adhesion. The coding region runs from base 62 to 1459 and encodes 465 amino acids. The record is from RefSeq and is a predicted model, not a curated record.